Molecule: messenger RNA, 2643 nt
Organism: Betta splendens (Siamese fighting fish)
Lineage: Eukaryota; Metazoa; Chordata; Actinopteri; Anabantiformes; Osphronemidae
Gene: dcn
Product: decorin
Exons: 8
Coding region: 490-1548 (352 amino acids)
Molecular function (GO): protein binding
Source: RefSeq, a predicted model, not a curated record
AUCAUUACCAGAUGGUGGCCGCUCGCUGCUCGUUCCUUCCUUUUUUCUGCUGCUCGCCGCCCUUCCCCGUCUCCCUCGCUCCGCUCCACUCCCUCUCUCUCUCCCUCGCCUUUUUCCUUCCUCCCUGCUCGAUUUCCAGCUGUUUUUGGAGCGCACAGCGAGAACGGGGGAAGUUCUCCACCAAUUGUUUUGGUCCAGAGAGGAGCUCGGCGGCCGGACCCCUCCCUCCUCCUGCCUCUCUCUCUCUCUCUCUCUCUCUCUCUCUCUCUCUCUCUCUCUCUCCUACCCUCUCUCUCUCCUCCCCUUGUGGAGCACACCUGCUUGAUCUUGGCUGCACGCGCUCCGAGUCCAAUUACCCCACGGGCCCUCGCAGCCACUUCACCAUCUCAUCCCCCAUUCGGCAGGAUUUUUGGGAGUCAACACCAUCUCGCCCACUUCUACUUUUUUUUCCCGGCUUUUCCCGAGAACAGACUCCCUGCAAGCAGCACCAUGAGAUCAGUCUGCCUCUCCCUGCUCCUGGUCACUGCCUGCUGGGCUCUGCCCUUCCGUCAGUCCGGCUUCCUGGACUUCAUGAUGGAGGACGAGGAGGGCUCGGGGCCCCAGCUGCCUGAUGGACCCAAGUGCCCGUUCAGAUGUCAGUGCCACCUGCGUGUGAUCCAGUGCUCCGACCUGGGCCUGAAGGAGGUUCCCGGGGAGAUCCCGGACGACACCACGCUGCUGGACCUGCAGAACAACCGCAUCACCGAGAUCAAGGAGAACGACUUCAAGAACCUCAAGGGGCUGAACGCUCUGAUCCUGGUGAACAACAAGAUCACGGUCAUCCACGCCAAGGCCCUCAACCCUCUGACCAAGCUGCAGCGCCUCUACCUGUCCAAGAACAUGCUGAAGGACAUCCCGGCCAACAUGCCCAAGAGCCUGCAGGAGCUGCGCAUCCACGAGAACGAGAUCACCAAGAUCAGGAAGGCCUCCUUCCAGGGCAUGGCCCACGUCAUCGUCAUGGAGCUCGGCUCCAACCCGUUUAAGAGCGCAGGGAUCGAGGCCGGCGCCUUCGCCGACCUGAAGAGGGUCUCGUACAUACGCAUCGCCGACACUAACAUCACAGAGAUCCCCAAAGGUUUGCCCAGCUCCCUGUCCGAGCUUCACCUGGACGGAAACAAGAUCACCAAGGUGACGGUGGACAGCCUCAAGGGCCUGAAGAACCUGGCUAAGCUGGGUCUGAGCUACAACGAGAUCAGCUCCGUGGAGAACGGCACGCUGGCCAGCGUCCCCCACCUGCGAGAGCUGCACCUGGACAACAACGCUCUGACCAGCGUCCCUCCCGGCCUGCCUGACCACAAGUACAUCCAGGUGGUCUACCUCCACGCCAACAAGAUCGCAGCUGUGGGAACGGAGGACUUCUGCCCUCCUGGCUUCAACACCAAGAAGGCCAUGUACUCCGGCAUCAGCCUGUUCAGCAACCCCGUGCCUUACUGGGAGGUGCAGCCCAUCACCUUCCGCUGCGUCUUCGACCGCUCCGCCAUCCAGCUCGGCAACUACAGGAAGAAGUAGAGGCCCCCAGCUACCGACCCCCGACCCCCGACCCCCCCUGACCCCCCCUGACCCCCACGUGCCUCGGCGAGGAUGCGUGUUUGUAAAUGAGUAUGUGAAAGUUUUGUAAGUGUGCGUCGACCCCCCACACGCUCAUUUUCCAAACGUUAGUGGACAUGGACCGAUUAAAACAGACCCGCUCUCAGCUUUCGCUUCGCGGCCGGACGCAGCAGCAGCAGCAGCAGCAGCUUCACGCAGCUUACAGACGACGCGCGGCACAUCCCUAACACUGCAAACACGCCCUCACAUCCACGCUGCGCCAUGUUUUUGUUCACACCACGUGCAAUUUGAGUUCAGUGGCGGAGCCGAACCAAAAAGAUCUGCAGUGUCGCUCAGUGGGGAGCGUUGGAUCCCGGGUUUUUGACUUUUAGCCAUUGUAUGAAUUCUAGGAACGCUGGCUGUAGAGCAGGCAGCGAGGGGUUAACUUGUUUCACACUAGAAUGUACUAGAUAUUACCUGUGUACUAGAAGUAGUGCUCUCAUGCUGCACAGAUCCCACUUUCUAUUUGCAUUGUACUCAAUUCAAGUAGAGAUAAACGCAAACGUGACUUCUAUCGCACUUACUUCGCCGCGUCUUAAGUUUUGGGUUGUUGUGUUGUUUUUUUUCUACACUUCUUUUCAUCAUCUCCCAGUGUAUGUUGUUUCAUAAAGACUAGGUGAUAGCUUCUGAAAAUAUAGAAUAAACCAUAUAUGUUUUAAAGAAGCCAUUCCCAAAGAUUUAUAUGCAUGCUCCUUCUCCUUUGCCUUUCAGCGGCAACACGAUGCUUUUCCGAACGUCUUUGUCGAUGCCUGUAUGUGUUGGUCUCCAUGUUUCCUCGCCCUUGUUUUUUCCAGAGUGGAGAAGAACUGGAGGGUGGAUGUGGCCUGGCCUCAGCACCCAUGUUGGCGUGUUGUAUGUAAAGACUGUAUAUAAAUGCUGUAUAGAAACGUCUAACCACUUUAAACACGAGCGCCUGCCGUCGCUCACACUUAAUAUAUCAGCACAAAUAAGGUUUUGGCCUUUUUUUCCCCCCAGAGCAGGUGUACUGAUAAAAAUAAAUAUACUAAUGGAAAAAGA